AUGGCUGCAAUCUUUUUCCUGGAUCCCACUUCCAGUGCUCUGCUGCUGCGCCGGGUCAAGAUCUCCUUUGCCGAAAACAUCCCUCUACUUCGACAAGCUUCCAGAAACACCGCCCGGAAUGUGGUGCACUGGACCCGCCGUGGCAGCGCUCUACAAGCCCUCCUCGUCAUCUCUGUUGGGACGAUAACUCUUCUGGCCUUGACGGGAUUGCUAGUCUUUGUGCUUUUCUUUCUGGCAACAACCUUUAAUGCUAUUGUCAUAUCCCUUCUCAUGUCUUUGGCAACAAUUGGAGGCUACUUGGCUCUUUUCUUUGCCUGUAUUACAGCCAUUUGCAUCGAGGCAUUAUCACGGCCAAGGAUGACGUAUGGAACAACUUGCUAG
Vitis vinifera (wine grape) is the source of this 381-nucleotide messenger RNA. RefSeq lists its product as uncharacterized. Lineage: Eukaryota; Viridiplantae; Streptophyta; Magnoliopsida; Vitales; Vitaceae. The transcript has a single exon. Bases 1 to 381 code for a protein of 126 amino acids. The record is from RefSeq and is a predicted model, not a curated record.